This is a messenger RNA of Astrephomene gubernaculifera, 3097 nucleotides long. NCBI's taxonomy places the organism in Eukaryota, Viridiplantae, Chlorophyta, Chlorophyceae, Chlamydomonadales, Astrephomenaceae. The record is from the annotation of a GenBank genome assembly.
AUAACGCGCACUCUGAGUUUAUAGUUGUAGAUCAUUUGCUCCUAUGACAACUUACUUGCGACCCACUUUCCUGCGAUAUACUCCAAGUACCAUAAGGCUAAUGCAAGACGCCUUAGGUCACAAUUGCUUUUUUUACACGCCUAUUGUACCUGCCGAGGACAUGAUGAAGUUCAAGUCGCUCUACCUAUAGCCCGCGGCUCUGGCAUUAGCAUCCUGCUGUCUCUCUAGCUUUUUUCUUGCCUUCACAAUUCCCUAAGCAUGGCGUCCAAGCAGCGAGACAUGGCGGAUUCUAUGCACUACGAGUCGAGGCAAAUCCGCGAUGAGCUUCAGGCCAGCCAUGCGCGGCUGAAAUCCGCACGGUCAGGGCGACUUGCUUCCGACCUGCAGCCGCAGCAAGGGGCCCUUAUGAUGCAGGAGUGGGAGGGGCUCUCGAGCGCUGGAGACCUGGACAAUGCUUCGCAGGGCCAUACGCUGGCCAGCGGCAACCCGCAGUAUGAACAGAUGCGUGCAGCACUGCUAGCAUUUGAACGCGAGUUGGGCUACUCUGUCCCAGCUCGCGAGCGCGCCUUCUUCUCAGCCCUGCGCACGCAGCUGAUGGAAGCCGGGGCGCAACGUGAUAAUGAGCAGCGGAACAUGCACAUAGCGGCCACCUUUAAAUGGUUCGCACGGCACAAGCCCCAGGGUCCGGAGGCGGAUCCCAUCACCGCGGCCGUACUGGCGUCCUCGCUAGCCGUGGAGGCCGUCGGCGGGCCGCCGCAGCCGCCUGACCCCCGCCAGGCUCCUUCCUCCUCCGCGUCCUCCGGCCAGCUGAGCUCCCUGCAGCGCAUGGGGUCGCCCACGAUGGGGCUCGCAGCGCACUCCUCCAAUGCCGCCGCCAUUGCUGCUGCCGCCGCCGGGCCGCCCGGGGGCCAAAGCCGGCACCAUUUCUUCGACGUGUACACGCGAGCCCCUGUCGUACAUACCAGCGCAACCGCCGCGGCUGCUGCCGUCGCGGUGGCAGCGGCCGCAGCGACUGCGUACGGGCCAGGGGCGAGGGGCGCAAAGGCGGCGGCCGCGGCGGCAGCAGCAGCGACAACAGCCGCGGCGCCCGCAUCAAAACGAUCUGGGGAGGCCGGUUCCCAGUCCCUGUCGCUGAAUCACCCCCUUGCCAUGUACCCAACCGUCGCGACGGGGCAUCCCAUGCGAUUCGGCCUCGGAGGCGCCUCAUCGACCACGACUGCUCCGCCGCCGCCUGCCUCCACUAGCGCUGCCGGCAGCGGCGGCUUAGGCGGCGGCGGCGGCCCUCGGGCUCGCUUUGCUUCCACUGAUCUCUACGCUCCAGGGAAGCUUGUACGGCCGCAGGAAUUGGACGAGCUAGACCACCGCGCGGCGCAGGUAGCUGCCGCAUCGGCGGCGGCGGGUGUGUCUGGCGGCGGCGCCGAGGGCAGCUCGACUCGCGGCGGGGGGCAGCUACAUCAGAAGCCGUGGAUACCUGGGCCGCACCGGGCGCCCGUGACCACCCUCGGGAGUAAUGGCGGCGCCGCUGGCGGCAGCAAGGGCGGGGCCCGUAGGGGCGCUGGCGAAGAGGAGGAUGAGGUGCAGGUGCUGCGCAACAAAUGGUCCGUCAUGGAGGCGAGGACAUCCCAAUCGGUUGCUGACGUUCAGUCCAAGCUGGCUGAAUGGACGCUACAACGAGCCCGGUUAGAAGAGGAAAUUGUACGACGCCAAGAGGCCAGCCGCUACGCCGCCCCUGGCGGCAUGCACUCUGGCGGCAUGCCCUGGCCCCACCACCUGGGCCGACCCGACGUUGACGACGGUUCCGCCCUCGUGGGCACCCUUUCGCCGUACGCUAACGCCAAUGCAGACCUGGCCGCGGCAACCGCCGCCGCCGCCACCUUCUCCACCUCCGUCAACUUCAUGAUGCCGCCGCCGCCCGCCGGUGGCGGCGCCGCCGCCGCACUGGGUGCCAGCAUGCGCAUGCGGCACGCUGAGGUGGCAAUGUAUGACAGAGGGAAAACAGAUUUGCUCAUGCGGCUGAACAACAUGGGGCUGAAUGUGAGUGGGGAGACGCUUGACCGAGCGCUGAGGCCUGUGGAGGACCGGCCGUUCCUGGAUUGCAUUGCGCGGCUGCCCAAGCCGGGAGAGCACUUGGUGAGCCGGCCGGGCUCGGUGGGGCAGCAGGGGGCGUCUAAGAAGAAGCGCAGCAAAAGCUCGAGCAAGAAGCGACCCACAAGCGGGCGAUAGCGAGUGGUGGCUAGCGUGCAGUUGUGGUUAGAUGCAGGGCAAGGAUGAGGGCAGGAGGGAGGAGUUAGGGAGCUGGAGGUAGAGGGAGCUGGAAAAGGCUUAGGGAUAGAAACCUACAGAGCGAGUGCCAAUAUGUUCACAAAAACUGGCCGUGAAUGGGAACGUACUGUGAUGCCAAUGUGUAUGCGUGUGAGGACUAGCACUUCGGCUCGAAUGCGCGAUGCUAACGGCUAACGGAGGAGGUAUUGGUGAAUGAGAUGCCGCCACGUAAGGUGGCAACAUAGGCUGGCAAUAUGGCUUUGACCUGCCAUGGCAAUAUCACACAGAUGUGGUAGGUUAGCGGUAAGUCUCAAGCGCGGGUGGGACCCUUGCCACAAUAUAGAAGUGAGCUCUUGCCACAAUGUAGCAGUGAAGAGGGAAGAUAGUCCGUAGCUUAGUUUCCGACAGUCCUGUACUCCAUAAUUCAUUUUACUGCAUCACUAAGGGGUCAUUGGGAGAGGAGGAUCCCCCGUUGCCUGUACUGGUUAAUAGCACUUGUAUUUGUGUGUUUUUGCGUAUGUCCGCACCUCCUCGUGUGGGGUGAUGCAACAACGCGUCGUUUUGUGAUGUAGCACCUGCGAUUGGGAUGUAUUACAGCAGCUGAAGGCUUGCGACUGUUUUGCAUAUUAUGCUGAUAGAGCACGUAAAGGUAUGCGCACAUCUCGUGGGGGUUUGAUUGGCCACAUGGCCCUUUAACAAUCCUCCGCACGCGCAACAAGCCACGGGUGCCCGCAGAUACCCUAGCGAACUGUACAGCUUUCACGAAGUCGUGAUUGUCAGUUCCGGUAGCCCCAUUCGUCACCCCCAGUAAGCAGCAGCCCAGCACUAUCCUCCC